GGCUGCUCUCUGCUUUUCAGCAGAUUCUGAGGGCUGCCUUGGGAGACCAGCCCCUCCCUGGAGACCCUCUUCCUCCUCCUCCCCUGGCAAGGAGAUCUGGGAGCAGAGCAGCAGCAGCAGCAGGAGGAGGAGGAGGACCCCCGGCUCCUGCCAGGCCAGGCCUUGCUUGAACCACCACUUGCUUGUAACUUGGGGAGACCAAACUCCAGAGGGCGGAUGAAGACCCAAGUCCGCGAAGCCGUGGGAGACCCGGCCGAGAUGUCGCAUGAGAAGAGCUUCCUGGUGUCUGGAGACCCCUUCCCUGGGCAGCAGCCGCCGGCCCCACCUGGCUAUGCCCAGCAGCCCUACCCUGUGGCCCCCUACCCGCAGCCCCAGCCCGUGGCAUACGGCCAGCCCGGAUACCCGCAGGGCGCCUACCCGGUGGCGGCACCCUACCCACAAGCGGCACCCUACCCGGUGGCGGCACCCUACCCCCAGGCGCCCUACCCGCAAGGACCCUACCCGCAGGCGCCCUACCCACAGGGGCCCUACCCACAGGGGCCCUAUGCCCAGCCGCAUCCCGGAGUCGCCGUGGACCCAGACUCUGGAGCCAGGCGCCCUGUUUAUGUGGUAUGGAGAGGAGGCACCGCAGACUCUAGGAUUGCGCCCGUGCACAGCAACUACCAUGAGGACGGGCCGCCCUCCUACUAUGACAACCCGGAUUUCCCCCCCACCAACUGGGAGGACAAGACCAUCCGCCAGGCCUUCAUUCGCAAGGUGUUCCUGGUGCUGACCAUCCAGCUGUCCGUGACCUUUGCCUUUGUGGCCAUCUUCACCUUCGUGAAGGGCGUGAAGGGCUUCGUGCGGAAGAAUGUCUGGACCUACUACGUCUCCUACGUCUUCUUCUUCAUCUCCCUCAUCGUCCUCAGCUGCUGUGGGGAGUUCCGGCGCAAGCACCCCUGGAACCUCGUGGCCAUGUCCAUCCUGACCCUGAGCCUCUCCUACAUGGUGGGCAUGAUUGCCAGCUUCUACGACACGGACGCCGUCAUCAUGGCUGUGGGCAUCACGACCGUCGUCUGCUUCACUGUCGUCAUCUUCUCCCUGCAGACCAAGUACGACUUCACCUCGUGCCGAGGGGUGCUGAUCGUCUGCCUGGUGGUCCUCUUCAUCUUCGCCAUCCUCUGCAUCUUCAUCCGGAACCGCAUCCUGCAGAUUGUCUAUGCCUCCCUGGGCGCCCUCCUCUUCACCUGCUUCCUGGCCAUGGACACCCAGAUGAUAAUAGGGAACAAGCAGCUGGCCAUCAGCCCGGAGGAAUACAUCUUUGCGGCCCUCAACCUUUACACGGACAUUAUCAACAUCUUCCUCUACAUCCUGGCCAUCAUUGGGCGUGCCAAGGAGUAGGCCGCCCUCUGACCCCUUCAGGGGCUCGUUCCUUCCAAGCCCUGUCUUUUGUCGUGGUUCUCCCCCUUUUUAUUCCCACCCCGUGGGGUCUCCCCUGCCCCUCCGCCCCGGUUUUUGUUGUGUUCCUGCCCAUCCCUUGAGUUUCAGUUCUUUGCCUCUUCCCCCUCCCUGUCUUGUGCUUUUCUGGGGAAGGAUACCUGAAAAGAAGGGGGAGUCCAAGGUAGCCAACGGGCCCCCCCCCGACCGGGGAGGCAGCGCUCACCUCCAGCCUGCCGUACGCUGGUGUCAGUUUUUGGAAAGGAAAGGAAGGGCUCCUCUGACCUGUGUCUCCCUUGGGCUGUGCAGAGUUCGGAUGUAAAUAUGCUGUGCUUGUCUCUUUUGUAUUUUGGUCUAGAAAUGCUAAUUUAAUUUUGAGGAAUGUCCUUGUCUUGGGCGUGCCACUCACAGCCGCUUCUUCCCGUGGGUACAGGGCUGUUCUGGGGCUCUGGACACACGCAAACCGCCCCCUGCCUCUUGCCUGGGAGCGAGGUUCCCCACCCCUCCUUGCCACCUUCCACCCCACUCCUGAAUGAUACUGAUACGGGUGCCGCUUCCUGUCCUGCCCAGGCUGGCUUCCCACUUUGCUGGGCUCUCCUGCUCCAGCCACUGUGGGGGCUGAGUGCCUGGAUGAUGCCCAUGUCCCGUUUUUACAAAUAUCGUCCAGAAAAGUAGGGGUGGUUUCUCCCCUCUAGCUUGGGGGGCAGAGACUGCUCAGCUGCCUUUUCGCAGGCUCCCCUUGGGGCAUGCAGGGAAGACGCCUUCCUUGCUCCCGGCCCUCAUACACUUUGCUUUUCUACAGAGCUGUGAAGUCUCCUGACCCUUUUUGCCUGGGGACCCUGUACCCCCUCCUUCCUUCCUUCUCCCCCCUCCCUGCCCCCCGCAAUCUGGCUGGCUUUAGGGGGGCCCUGCACUACUGCAUGCUGAGCAGCCACUACCGUGCCCCAGGGCCAGCCUCUGCACUAAACUGUAAAAAUAGGAUGUCCUAAUAAAAGUGAGAAUGUACCAGA
Messenger RNA from Podarcis raffonei (Aeolian wall lizard), 2426 nucleotides. It is a transcript of the gene GRINA, whose product is annotated as glutamate ionotropic receptor NMDA type subunit associated protein 1. Gene Ontology annotation, biological process: negative regulation of apoptotic signaling pathway. Gene Ontology annotation, cellular component: endoplasmic reticulum; membrane; Golgi apparatus. NCBI's taxonomy places the organism in Eukaryota, Metazoa, Chordata, Lepidosauria, Squamata, Lacertidae. The transcript is spliced from 8 exons. The record is from RefSeq and is a predicted model, not a curated record. The coding region runs from base 217 to 1380 and encodes 387 amino acids.